GACGAGGCUCAUCCAUGUCUUCAACAGAUGGAGACUUCAGAAGGCAUUUUACUCAAAGGAAAGUUCAGGUAAGGGAUGGCUGGAAGUACUCCGCGAACUCUUAAGUCCUUUCGGGACAUAUCUGGAGAGACAACGGAAAACAUGGUUCCGCUAUAGAGAUCAGAGAGACACCUUUCAUGCUUUGCCCAACGGUAUUGAGCCAGCUCAAAAAAGAUCUUUGACCCUGGCAGAUCUCGAAGGCAUGGAGCCUGAAUAUAUAUCAAACAUGACUCUCCACAACUGGAAGGAAGAUGCCAAUUCUGAUACGGAUGAUGACGUCUUAACAAUGUCACCUACCACGAUAGAGCGUUUAGAUCGAGAUCCAUGUGCUGACAAUGCAUUUGAGGGUAAACUGAGCCCUGGAGAUAUAGAGUUAUCAGACGCCAUGGCGACCUCUGCAGCAGCGAUUUCCGGGUACGGAAAUAACCCCCAAGUAUUGCGCCUUUCCACGAUUCUUGGACUCGAAAUGGGAGCCUCAAGAAUCAGUAACCUCAAGGCAAUUAAAGAAGAGUCAUGGUUCAUGAAGCUUCUCCCAAUUCUCAUCAAUAUUCUCCGUGGUCUUCCAUUGACCGCCGUACCAGCGGUUUACUGUAAUGAAGGGGAUGAGGAGUCAAUUAAAGCUGGAGUAUUCACAUUCUUUGCAAUUCACCUGGUGUUGGCUUUCAUUGGAGCUCUCGCUGACACAGGAGUUCAGGACCCAAGCUCAUGGGAUAAGAUAGCGAGGUGGUUCGUUGUGCAUGUGUCCUUUGUAAAGUACGCUAAAGAUAGCCUUUCCAUUGGCAACAUCGGACCCAUACCUCCUCCCGUGAUGCUACUCAGUGAUGGAGGCUACGUGGAAAAUCUUGGUAUUCUACCAUUGUUAAAGAAGAAACUCAAGAAAAUUAUUGUGGUGGAUGGUGGUUACUAUCCUAAUGAGAAGGAGUCUGGAGAAAGUCUACUGAAAGCACUCAUGCUCGCUCGCAGAGAGCUGAACUGUUCCUUUAUUGGCCAGGGUGGUCGUGACGUCAUUUCAGACCUGUUGGAGAACUUCGUGAAGCUUCAACCAGAAGAAAGAAAGAAGAAAGAAGAGAAAAAGCCGCGACAUUUCAAAUUUAAAGUCGAAUAUUACGAAAACAGCCACAAAGUUGGUGAAGGUGAAAUUUUAUUGAUUCGGCAAAGAGAUCCACGAAAAGGUGAAAACAGCGAGGUCAAAACCUGGGAAGAGCUUGGUCUCCAUCUCGAGAAACGUUACUGGGGGAAUAGCCCAUAUCUGAAAGAAGAGGACGUCGACAAGUUGACCUUCUAAUUUUUUGUGCAUGUUGUAACAAAAAGUCCUGCCUGAGCGGUUUGUCUGAGUUCCUGUGCCACAAGUUCCCGAAUCACUCCGCAGCCAAUCAAUUCUUCACACCUUUAAUGUUCUCUGCUUAUCCUCGUGAAGGCUUCCGAGCACGCGUGGAAGCGGAAGCUGCUGACUUUCUCAAAGAUAACCACGAUGUCCUUGAAGUGUAAUUGUGACUCAACUGAUAGUCUGUGUGUAUGUAGCUAGCCCUUUCACUCCCGAGAUUUCAUUAGUAAUUCUCCUAACUGUCUGCCAGACAGUUCUCAUGAUGUUAUUUCGGAGAAUUUGGUAUCAGAUCAAUUUAUUAUCCCUGAUUGACAUUUUUUCUUUAUUCAAAGGACUGAUUGCAACCGAGAAUGAACUAAGUAAAGUGCUGUAACCAUGGUCACCAAAUACAUUGAAUAAGCUUAAUCAGUUGUAGUAUCUCUCGCUUUAUUAAAAUAAUCAUUCAUCAAUUUA
Molecule: messenger RNA, 1816 nt
Organism: Stylophora pistillata
Lineage: Eukaryota; Metazoa; Cnidaria; Anthozoa; Scleractinia; Pocilloporidae
Source: RefSeq, a predicted model, not a curated record